Molecule: messenger RNA, 309 nt
Organism: Caenorhabditis remanei
Lineage: Eukaryota; Metazoa; Nematoda; Chromadorea; Rhabditida; Rhabditidae
Exons: 3
Coding region: 1-309 (102 amino acids)
Source: RefSeq, a predicted model, not a curated record
AUGAGUCACACAAUUCUUCUACUCCAACCAACAGACAACAUCGAGUCGCGCUCCUGGUCGGAUUACGAGUCCACUAAUGAUUGUCUCGACGGAAUCUGCAAAGUGUACGAGGAGUACCUGAAAAAGAAGACUCCAACACGGGCCACAAUCACCUACGACAUCUCAAACCUGUUCGAGUUCAUCGACGAUCUCAAGGAUCUCUCCAUGCUGGUGCUUGAUAAUCAAUCGUUCACAUACGUCCCACACAACAAGCAAUUCGUCAAAGAAAGCAUAUUCAACUUGAUGAACGAGCGGAUUCGUGAUCGUUAA